Fusarium pseudograminearum CS3096 is the source of this 924-nucleotide messenger RNA. RefSeq lists its product as uncharacterized. The transcript has 3 exons. Lineage: Eukaryota; Fungi; Ascomycota; Sordariomycetes; Hypocreales; Nectriaceae. The record is from RefSeq and is a predicted model, not a curated record. Bases 1 to 924 code for a protein of 307 amino acids.
AUGAGACCUGCAGCGCUUCUCCAUGGUAUUGCCAUGGCUGCCCCGAUUCGGCUGGCUGAAAGUAAGUCGAUCGAGCUUGUCUUUGAGCAAGACCUUGAGACUGGCGGAGUUGCUACUACUGCCUGGGAUGACUCUGGCAGUCGAAUCAUGGCACUAUCCUGCUCCAACACUGUGCAGCUUGGUAAUCAGACAGUCACCUUCCACGCAAAGAAGGACGCGUCCGGAUAUUUCACCAUUGGGGAUGACACGUUUCCUAUCGAAGAGGAUGAUAGUACCGGCGUCUUGUGCUCUCGCAUGUAUGUUCUUGAGUGUUUUGCCGAUACGAAAGACCCUGACAGAUUUCGAUGGCAGCCUAUUGGCGCCGAUAGCCAUGAGCCUAUGAACGGCGACGACAGAGAUGAAAAUGACACUUUGGACCAACGAAGAUCCCUUGGACGCCGCCAGGGCUGUCAAACUGGUAUCGCUCAGAUCCAGUGGCCUGGAGUGUCGCGUAACCCCCGUAAAUGGCGGAGACACCAGCAGCUGACUCCGUCUCUGGACUGCAGAAGCGCGGCAACAUGCACAACCAGCGUUAUAAGCAGCAGGACUAUCACCCACAGCGCCUCAGUCGGAGCGGCCAAGUUUAUCAGCGCUGGUUACAGCGUGGGCAUCAGUCAGACGUCAGGCUUCUCCCUCAGCUGUACGGCCAAUCGCAACCAGAGAGUCUGCGUCAAACAUUGGCCACGAUACCAACAAUACGACGUUCGCAGACAGGCGGUUCUGUGCGGUAGGACACUCACUGAUGAGAGGUACAAUAUCCGGGCACCCCUGAAGGAUCAGCAGAGACAUAGCACGCACUACUGCGCGACGGGAACAAACAACUGUCGUAGCGACGGAUGGCUGCACUGGGAGGAUAUGGGUGCUGGUGUCCAUGGUGGAGCUUAG